AUGGUAUCAAACUCUUCUGAAUGGAUAUCUUCUGGUUGUGGAAAAUUCUGUACAUACAAAACCUCACUCGAGAAGUCUGUCCAUGAUCACCGUAAAUAUCGCCUCAUCAGACUUGAGAACCAACUAGAGGUUCUUUUGGUCAGCGAUCCGGACACAAAUGUCUCUAGUGCUGCUCUUGAUGUACAUGUUGGUCAUCUCAGUGAUCCAGAUGACUUUCAAGGACUGGCCCACUUUUGUGAACAUUUAUUAUUUAUGGGUACAAAGAAGUAUCCCAGAGAUAAUGAAUACAGAAAAUAUCUUGCAGACCACUCAGGUCAAUCAAAUGCGUUCACUGGUACAGAAAAUACACAAUAUUAUUUUGAAAUUGAUCAAAAGUAUCUUGAGGGUGCUUUGGAUCGCUUUUCGCAGUUCUUUGUCAGUCCUUUAUUUUCAGAAACAUGUGCCGAAAGGGAAUUAAACAUCAUCAACUCUGAACAUGACGAUAAUAAGCAAAAUGAUCACUGGAGAAAAUUUCAACUUGAGAAAUCACUGGGAAAUCCAAGCCAUCCCUUUUGUCACUUUGGUACAGGAAACCAUGAAACCCUGUGUGACGAUCUGAAAAGAAGUAUCACAGAUAUUCGCAGCGAAUUGAUAAAUUUCUAUAAGUCAUAUUAUUCUGCCAAUAUUAUGAAGUUAUGUAUCCUUGGGAAAGAUUCAUUGGAUUGUUUAACAGAGUUGGCAGUCGAUAAAUUCAAAGAAGUACCAAACAAGAAUAUCAGUCCACCUCAGUUUCCUGAUUCUCCGUUGACAAGCAAUGAACUCUUGAAGCAGAUAUUUAUCAAACCAAUCAAAAAUAUUCGCAAUAUUGAUAUUGUAUUUCCUUUUCCUGAUCAAUACCCGCUUUAUGCUCAUCAGCCAGAAAACUACAUAUCUCGUCUCAUUGGCCACGAAGGAAAGGGGUCGUUAUUCUCAUUAUUUAAAAACAAUGGGUGGGCCGAAUCACUUGAGGUAUCUGCCAAACAUGGUGGCAUUGGCUUUGGGUUCUAUUCAAUUAGUGUGGACCUUACAGAAAAGGGUCAAAGUUGUUAUAAAGAUAUUGUGGUCGCAGUAUUCCAGUACAUAAAGCUUAUCAAAGAAAUCGGGGUACAGGAAUCUUUUUUUACCGAAUUCCAGUCCUUGUCAAGACUUGAAUUUGAGUUUGGUAAUAAUGAGUUUGGAGAAUCUGCCUAUGUUUCUGAUCUGGCUGGACUUAUGCAACGUAAUUACCAUCCAAAUCGUAUUAUAAACGGCAGCCAUAUUAUUCAAGAGUACAAUCCAACAGUAAUUCAAGAUAAUCUCAACUGGCUGCGGACUGACAACUUUAGGCUCUUGUUAACAAGUCAAGAGCAUGAUGUGGAGUGUACCUUACGUGAGAAAUGGUAUGGUACAGAAUACCAAGUACUUGAAUUCGAUACCAGCUUUAAAAAGAAAUUGAGUCAUUUAACCCUCCACCCAGAACUUCAUUUGCCUCUCCCGAAUAUCUUUAUCCCACUAGACUAUCAAGUUCACAGACUUGAUAUUAAAAAUAUAAAAAAGAAACCCGACUUAAUCAUUGAAAACCCAAAGCUAAAACUGUGGCAUAAAAAAGACGACACAUUUUGGAUCCCAAAGGCAAAUGUAUGGGUCUUUUUCAAAAGCAAAUUUUCUGGUGAUACUGCAGCCAACAGUGUCAGAACAAUGCAAACUGCGGGUUUGAUAUUCUCACUCAAAGGAGGGACUCACGGACUAGAGCUUAUAAUCGAUGGAUUCAACGACAAAUUACCGUUUUUGUUUGAGAUGAUCAUCCGGAAUUUGCUUGAUUUUAAAGUUGACCCAAAGGCAUUUAUUUCACUCAGAGAAAAGUUGGUUAGAUCUUUUGAGAAUUUUGAAAUGGAACAACCUCUCAGAAUCGCCAAUCAUUACUUGGACUACCUGGCUGGGGAUGACAGAUGGACUGACACAGAGAGACUUUAUGAAUUGAGAAACACAACUGUCGAGGAUAUAGAAUUAUUCUAUUCAAGUUUCUUGUCCGAACUGCACAUCGAGGCUUUAGUCAACGGAAACAUCUCAAAGGAAAAGGCUAUUUAUUUGUUUACUUUUGCAACAGAUCUAUUAAACUAUCGUCCGUUAUCUAAAGCCAAACUUUGCCAGUCAAAUAUUUCACGUAGUGUGAUAUUUCCAAAAGGUACCAAAUGGCUUUAUCAGAAACAGGUAUCAGAUCCAGAAAUUGUCGAUUCUGGUGUGCUGUAUAUGAUUCAGAUUGGAAAUGAAGACAACAAGUGGGAACGAGCCAGAUUGAAUUUAGUAGCUCAUAUAUCCAGAGAACCUUUUUUUAAUCAAUUGCGAACCAAAGAACAUCUAGGCUAUACUGUGUUUAGUGGAAUGAACAUUCAAGCAGGUCACACUAGCUAUCGACUGAUGGUACAAAGUAAUAAUCACACGCUUUAUGUGGAAAGAAGAAUCGAAGAGUUUCUGAAAAACCUCGGGGGAAUUGUGGAGGCAAUGUCUGACACUGAGUACAUGGCACAGAUACAGUCAUUGGUUCACAAAAAACUGGGGAAGAUGAAGAGUAUUGGCCAGGAGGGUGACAAGUACUGGUCUCAUAUUCGCUCAGGUUAUUACAAUUUUGAGCAAGAUGAAGAGGACGCCGAUGAAUUAAAAAAGGUUACCAAAGAAUCGUUGGUUAAUUUUAUCAAACGUUACAUUGAACCGGAAUCAGCACACAUCCGUAGACUAUCGGUACACAUUCAAUCCCACAACAGGAGCUCUUUUCCUUCAUGGUUGUUGGACCCCGGACUACGGAAACAAUGUGUGAAUCGGAUACAAGAACAUCUGGGGCCCAAAGAAAUAAGACUUGCCGGGUUGCAUGAACUCAAAGAUACGAUCAUUAGAAUGAUGGGUAGUACACCGUUGGUUGCCGAUACACUCCUGUCUGUAGUACUCGAGAGUCUUGGCAAUAACGACGGCUCAGAGGAAUUGAAUUUUACUGCUAUUAAUACCAGCACUGACACAGUCAAAUUAAUUACCCAUGUAAUGUCAGAGCUGGAGAAUAUCGAGAGAAAGAGACAGAGAGAAAAAACAAGAGAUGAUACUAAUGAUUAUGAUUAUGGUUACGAUGUUUAUGCUGAGGAUAAUGCUAAUUAUAAUGAUCUGGUAAUAACUAGCACGAGGAGAAUUUUUGAUCUGAUAAUCUUUAGAAAUAGCAUGAAGCUCAGCCCUGCUCCUUUACCGAUUGAGUUUUAA
Phycomyces blakesleeanus NRRL 1555(-) is the source of this 3240-nucleotide messenger RNA. Its product is annotated as ubiquinol-cytochrome c reductase core subunit 1. Gene Ontology annotation, cellular component: mitochondrion; cytosol. The transcript is spliced from 13 exons. Gene Ontology annotation, molecular function: metalloendopeptidase activity; metal ion binding. Bases 1 to 3240 code for a protein of 1079 amino acids. Lineage: Eukaryota; Fungi; Mucoromycota; Mucoromycetes; Mucorales; Phycomycetaceae. Gene Ontology annotation, biological process: peptide catabolic process. The record is from RefSeq and is a predicted model, not a curated record.